Gamsiella multidivaricata is the source of this 1027-nucleotide messenger RNA. RefSeq lists its product as uncharacterized. Lineage: Eukaryota; Fungi; Mortierellomycota; Mortierellomycetes; Mortierellales; Mortierellaceae. The record is from RefSeq and is a predicted model, not a curated record. The coding region runs from base 212 to 973 and encodes 253 amino acids. The transcript has a single exon.
AGUGGUCUGCUGACUCGCCGCCCUCCUCAACCCCAACGGAUCGAAUUGGACACAUUGCACAAAGAGGACGAAGGAACAAAUUGCUCUCAAAAACCAAUUGGGUUUUGGUUUUGCUGUUUCUGUUGAGCAGGAUUCCUUAUUUUUCUCUUGUAUGUCGACUGAGUGACAAGUCUGUGUAGAAUGCGCCGACUGAAUAGUGGGAGCUAUUCCAAUGUCGCCAGCCCUCUUUUGGGUCUUUAGCUUUAGGUGGCCCGACGGAUGCCCCUCCUGGGAUGGACGCGGAGAAACUAUCAAGCAAACAUCCAGACACAGACAGACAGACAGACAAACAAACAAACGAACAAACAAACAAACAAACAAAACGAUGCCAUGGAUGGGUAAUCAAAAAAUGCUCCACAAAUGCUGCUGCGACUAUAAAAUGGGCAGCUCCUUUUUCGACUCGAGAGAAAUAUUUCCUCAUCACUCCUCUCUCUCGCGCGGAUUCUCUCUGUCUCUGUCUCUGCCUCUGCCUCUGUCUUUCUCUCUCUCUCUUUCUCUCUCUCUCUCCCUCUCUCUCUCUCCCUCUCUCCCUCUCUCCCUCUCUUUGUCUCAAACACCCCCCUCUCCUUUGACACACCCAAGUCACCCCUCGCACGUCCUCAACAGCCCCAUAUCCCUCCUUCUCUCAUAUCCUCAUCACCAUGACCACCAACACAACCACAACCCCCGCUGGAAAGAGCCGUCGUCUCUCCCUCGUCCGCCUCUUCAACAGCAAGGCAAAGGCCACCGGCACUGCCGAGUCCAUCGAGUCCUCAGACGGAAGCACCCCCUCAGUCCCCUCCGUCCCUGCCCACUAUCGCCAUUCAAUGGCCCCAUCCAUGGAUGCUAUUCAGAGCCAGAUCAUGCGCGAGCGCCGCAAGUCCAUUGCUGCCGUCACCGACGCUUCGAGCCGAUCCGUCAGCCUCGAUAUGAAGCACCCGGUCGAGAUGACUGACAAGAUGCGCCAGUUCGACGAGCUCCUCCAGAAGCGCCGCGGUAGCACAAUCCG